Molecule: messenger RNA, 1569 nt
Organism: Oryza sativa Japonica Group (Japanese rice)
Lineage: Eukaryota; Viridiplantae; Streptophyta; Magnoliopsida; Poales; Poaceae
Biological process (GO): cell surface receptor signaling pathway
Source: RefSeq, a predicted model, not a curated record
UGUCAUUGACAGGGUGUGGCAAAUCGUUAAUUGCCAUGUCAUAAGAGUGGCGAAUAGUUAAAUUUCCCAUUCUGGCGUUAGCGUUGUGCCGUCGUAGCACCAACUCCGUGUGGCCCAGCCGUCAAUGGCAACAUGACAAUAAGUUGAGCGCUACUCGUCUUCCACCUCUUGCAAGAACACCCAACAACAUUAGCGAAACCAAGCAGCAGGUGAUCGUUGAUCAGCAAGUCAUCAAGAGAUGGACUCGGUGGGCGCGAUCGUGAAAGUGGUGCAGGCGAUCUCGAAGGCGGUGAGCACGGCUCGCCGGAACGCGGCGAGCUGCAAGGAGCUCGCCGAGCGCGCCCAGCAGGUCGCCAAGAUCCUACCGGACUCCAACUCCAAGGCGGUGGCGAGGGGCGACGCGACGGCGGCGAACAUCCUGCGCCGGCUCAGGGGCGCCCUCGACGACGCGCUCCAGCUUGUCGAGUCCUGCCAGAGCGGCGGCGGCUGCCUGUCCUGGCCGCUCAUGCUCGUCACCGGCGACGGGCUCGCCGCCAAGUUCGCCGACGUCAACGCCAGGAUCAGCAACUGCCUCGUCGACCUCCAGGCCGCCAAUGGCGUCCGCAUCGAGGAGAAGAUCGACCGCCAGGCCGCGAACGGCAGCCGCAUCGAGAAGAAGCUCGACAAGCUCGCCGUCGCCGCUGGCUCUCGCGAUCAACCUAAUCAACGCCGCGCAAACAACUCAUCGCAGCGGGAGAUCUUCAACACCGGCAAGAACGGCAACAACAAUGGUGGAUGGAACAAGGGCGGCGGGCAGCAGCAGAACGGAGGGAAGGGAGGCAAACGGAGGAGAGGCAAGAAGGCGGCCGGGCCGCCGCCGCCGCCGCAGCAGCCGCAGUUUCGCCCCCGCGCCGGCGCCGGCGGCGGCGUCCCAUUCUACCCCUCGAUGGAGGAGGAUCCCACCUCCUGCUCCGUGAUGUGAGCCACGGACGGAGGAAGCCAUGCAAGCAUCUGAGCUCCGGCGGCUGCGCGGGGCGCAGCUCGUGCUUGAUAUAUCCAUCACCACCUGUGAUGGCGACGGUGGCGGCGGCGCCGCCGUGGCGAAAUCGUAAGAAUCGUAGCGGCGCCGGCGAGAGCUGGUCGAGAUCAAGUACAAAGGGUACUGCAUGAUUUCCCGAACGGAUCAAAGCUUCAUUUUCAUUGCAUAUAUUUGGGCAUCCUGAAAUCCAUGGACCAAGUGAUGAUACACAUAACACAUGGAUAAUGGAUUUCUUCAUCAUGCAUUUGGGGUAGCAUCGGAAUGGGUUUGGAUAUUAUCUCGGCUGUGUUUAAUUAAUUUCUUGAUCAAAUUUAGAUUGGAUAUAUAUCUAACCGUUCCUAGCUUCAUCGAGUUCAGUUGUAGUGUAAUCGAGUCUCUACUGUACUGUGUAAUGUAAUAUUGCGUUCUCCGUGUCUGUAGUCAAGUCUAGUAGUAUGUCAGGUUUGCUUCAUUUUUGUACUAAGGUGGUGUUUGGAUCCAGGGACUUAACUUUAGUCCCUGUAUUUAGACACUAAUUUAUAGUAUUAAAUAUAGACUACUUAUAAAACUAA